Messenger RNA from Vicia villosa (hairy vetch), 1555 nucleotides. Its product is annotated as transcription factor MYB61-like. The record is from RefSeq and is a predicted model, not a curated record. NCBI's taxonomy places the organism in Eukaryota, Viridiplantae, Streptophyta, Magnoliopsida, Fabales, Fabaceae. The coding region runs from base 193 to 1317 and encodes 374 amino acids. The transcript is spliced from 3 exons. Gene Ontology annotation, biological process: regulation of stomatal movement.
ACUUUUUCUUCCUCUCUCUAUAGGCUUAAAGCUCCUUCUAUUUAUUUCAUUCUCUAUCAAACUUGUCAAUUUAUUUUAUUAACUUCUAUAUAACCUUUCCCUAUAAUAAUUCAUAAGAGUAUAUAGUACCAAAGUUCUGACACAUAAAUCUUAAAAAAAACAUUUGAAAGAGGUUAAUUGAAGAAAGUGCACAUGGGAAGACACUCUUGUUGCUACAAGCAGAAGCUUCGUAAAGGUCUUUGGUCACCAGAAGAAGAUGAAAAGCUUUUGAAUUAUAUCACCAAACAUGGUCAUGGAUGUUGGAGUUCUGUUCCAAAACUAGCUGGUUUGCAGAGAUGUGGUAAGAGUUGUAGAUUGAGAUGGAUAAAUUACCUUAGACCAGAUUUGAAGAGAGGGGCAUUCUCAAUAGAAGAAGAAAAUUCUAUAAUUGAACUUCAUGCACUUCUUGGCAACAGGUGGUCGCAGAUUGCGGCUCAAUUACCAGGUAGAACUGAUAAUGAGAUAAAGAAUCUAUGGAAUUCAAAUUUGAAGAAGAAGCUAAGACAAAAAGGAAUUGAUCCAAACACACACCAAACGAUUUCGGAAUCUGUUGAAAACAAUGACAAGGAGAAGGAGAAGCAAGUUGAGGCGGAGAAAAGCAAUAAUCAGAUUCAGAAAAGCUCUUUUGGAUCCAAUGAAGUGAACUCAAUUCCUAUGGAUAAUAAUAACACUAAUUAUCCAGUUGAAAGGAAUUCUUCAAGUAAUUCAAAAAUCAACAACUCUUCAUGUUUCAUAUCUUCUGAAAAUAUGGUUGGAUUAGGAUCAUCAUCAUCAUAUCUCUCUUUUCAACAACCCAACUAUGGAAUCAACAACAUAGCUCUAUCACCAAAUUCCAACAACAAUUCAUCACUUUGUUUCAUACCAAGUACUAGUGCCGGUUCAACUUCCAUGUCAGAACUCAAUUCUUUAACCAUGUUCCAAUCAAUUCAAAACUGGGAAUUCAACAACAACAACAACGGAAGCAAAAGCAGCAAUGGAAGCAUUAGUAGCAACAACAACAACAACAACAAUAACUUCGAUCAAAUUCAAGAUCAUAAUCAAGUAUUAGAAGACAUUAAAUGGUCUGAAUAUCUAAACACUACUCCAUUUUUUCUCGGAAACAACAACAGCAACAGCAACAACGACAACAACAACACAAUUCAACAGCAUCAUAGUACAGCAAUCUACAGCGAUGAUGAGAUUAAACAAGAAAUGGGAUUCAUUCAUAAUUCAGAUAUAUAUAGCAACAACAACAAAGAUUUUCAGAGAUUCUCACUCGCUUUUGGACAAACACUUUAGUUUAUUUCAAAAGAGAGAUCGAUGCCGACAUUUUCAACGUGAACUUUGGUCAGAAACAUGUCGUUACUUCUGACCACAGGUGUGUGCUGUAAAUUUUUCUUCUUUUUUUUUAAUUUAUUUUACUUUAAGUUUUUUUUUUUCUAGUGUUAUUGUAAAUGAGUCUGAUAGAUGAAAAAAAAUCUCAGAAAUCAGCAUUAUGUUACAGUAUAGUAAUAUUUAUGAUUUGUUAAAUUAAAGC